Molecule: messenger RNA, 249 nt
Organism: Mycetomoellerius zeteki
Lineage: Eukaryota; Metazoa; Arthropoda; Insecta; Hymenoptera; Formicidae
Exons: 3
Coding region: 1-249 (82 amino acids)
Biological process (GO): sensory perception of smell; detection of chemical stimulus involved in sensory perception of smell
Cellular component (GO): plasma membrane
Molecular function (GO): olfactory receptor activity; odorant binding
Source: RefSeq, a predicted model, not a curated record
AUGUUUCUAGCCAACCAUAUCGGACAGAAUAUAAUAGAUCUCAAUAACUACGUAUUUUAUACUGCAUACAACGUUCAGUGGUAUAGAGCUCCGUUACAUAUACAAAGAAUGAUAUUGUUUCUAUUACAAAGAAAGGCUAAGGCGUUUACUCUGAAUGUCGGUGGAUUAUUUGAUGCGUCUUUGGAGAGUUUUGCCACGUUAAUAAAGAUUUCGGUAUCUUAUUUUACUGUCAUGUAUUCCACGCAGUAA